This is a messenger RNA of Hypoxylon trugodes, 2114 nucleotides long. RefSeq names its product endoglucanase E1. Gene Ontology annotation, molecular function: hydrolase activity, hydrolyzing O-glycosyl compounds. The record is from RefSeq and is a predicted model, not a curated record. Lineage: Eukaryota; Fungi; Ascomycota; Sordariomycetes; Xylariales; Hypoxylaceae. The transcript has a single exon. The coding region runs from base 297 to 1634 and encodes 445 amino acids.
UAAUAUCUCUCUUCCUUCCUUCAAGCCAGCUGGGCUCCAUUCUUCUUUUCAACAAUUCUCCUAUUUACCUACAUCAAUUUUCUACCAUUUAGUAGCACAAAAUCUCUGGUAGAUUUUAAAGCUCAUAUGGUUAUUACAAUGGGCUCCAUGUUAUCUUUAUUCAUAGCAAUUGUCGCGUCUUGUUACGAAAUACCUGACAUCGGGUUUCCUCAGCGCUACAUCUAAAAUCCCAACACCUCUCCUCCCUCACCCUCACUUACUAUAUCUUCCCCCAAUUUACAUAGACACAUUUUACAAUGUAUCAGAUACUCGUAUGCGCGUUCCUUAUCCUCGGCGGUUAUUUCCAUUAUAUGUGGAAGGCCGAGGGAGCCCUUCACGAGCCAUGGGUCCCCGACGUCGGUGACCGACUUUUUAGCGAGCGACCUCUGCCCCCGUUUAAGGAGACGUCUAGCAUAUCAACCUACACACUCCCCUUACGGACACAGGGUCGCGAUGUAGUUGAUGCUACGGGUCGGCGAUAUAAGCUCGCUAGCGUCAAUUGGUACGGAGCCAGCGACGAGCUAUUCAUCCCCGGCGGUCUCGAAGUACAGCACCGUUCCGUCAUCGCAGCUACAAUCCGCAUGCUAGGUUUCAAUAGCGUGCGGCUACCCUACUCAGACGAACUAGUCGUCCGCAACCCGACUAUCCUCCCACACCUCCUCACCGCGAACCCGGACCUCAUCGGGCGCCGCGCCCUCGAUGUUCUCCACGCUGUCGUCGAAGCUCUAACCGAUUCCGGCAUCGCUGUUAUAAUCAAUAACCAUAUCACGACGGCGACAUGGUGCUGCGGCGCCGACCCCUGCGACGCCGGAUGGGCAAACGAUCAUCUCGGGCCCUUGUGCAAGAUCUCGCAGACUGAGGAGGAGUGGAUACAGCAUUGGGAGACGGUCAUGGAUCGCUUCACGGAUAAUCCUAGGGUUAUUGGUGCGGACUUGAGGAAUGAGGUGCGUGGCGUCUGGGGCACGAUGUCAUGGGAUCGUUGGGCGACUGCGGCCGAGAAGUGUGGGAAUAGAUUGCUCAAGAUGAAUAGCAAUUGGUUGAUUAUUGUUGGUGGGACUGAGUCUGGGAAUGAUCUAUCGAAAGUUAGGGAGCGACCGGUGAUAUUGGAUGUACCGGAUCGGGUGGUGUACUCUGCGCAUGUAUAUGCGUGGAGUGGAUGGGGUAGUCGUGAGGGUCGGUACGCGAAGCGAAGCUAUGCUUCAUUUGCGCAGGCUAUGCGCAAUAACUGGGCGUACCUAGUUGAAGGCGGGGAAGCUCCCGUCUGGGUAGGCGAGUUCGGAGCGCCUCGGGAUCCGGGUCAAGGCGAUGCGAAUUAUUGGAAGAAUUUACUACGAUAUCUCAAGCGCAUCGAUGCAGACUUUGGGUACUGGGCUAUUAACCCGAGAAAGCCGAAGGAUAAUGCACUAGAAACAUAUUCUUUGGUUAGGGAUGAUUGGAUCACGCCGAUUCUGGAUUAUCGCAUGCGCGACAUGACGGAGCUUAUCGCUGGAGAGGGCGAUGGUGAUGAUGAAUAUGAUUAUGGGGAUGAGAAUAGAGACGGAACAUCCAACGGUGAUACGAAUAAGAAUAGGGACAACAAAGUCAAAGACUUAUAGGAGGAUUACUCAACGAAAGAAUAGCAAGCGAUUUUGAGUUUUCUGUUUUCGAGUCGAUUAGAGCAUACGGAUUCGCCGCGCUGGAAAUACCACUGGGAAGGAAGGGGAACAUAGAGUCCCUACAUAUAAACACAUCUAUAUAUGGGACGGUAUCAUCAUUAUCAUUACAGGUGUGGGUAUUUGCAUAUCGUUGUCACGGCUAUAGCUGCUGUACGAUCGUCGAGUCGGUUUCUAGAUUGAUGGGUUGUGGGCAGGUUACCACGGGUCGGACGGAUGUCUACAUACAUACAAAUUGCAUCUCUGGCAAGGAACCCUUUGGAUUAACUGGACGAUGGGUUCCAGCCCUUAACCCUGAUAGAAGAGGUUGACUGCCUGAUGUUAGGUUAUCAAACGAAUGGGGUUAGUCCGCUGUUUAUAAGUAAAUUAAUACUUAAAAUGUGUAGACUAUUUUUUUUUAAUUAAAUGAAUCUGAUGGUAAAA